Molecule: messenger RNA, 1497 nt
Organism: Pistacia vera
Lineage: Eukaryota; Viridiplantae; Streptophyta; Magnoliopsida; Sapindales; Anacardiaceae
Product: K(+) efflux antiporter 6-like
Exons: 15
Biological process (GO): potassium ion transmembrane transport; proton transmembrane transport
Cellular component (GO): membrane
Molecular function (GO): potassium:proton antiporter activity
Source: RefSeq, a predicted model, not a curated record
UGACGAAUUGAAAGUUGCCAACUGGAAAGUAAACUUUUCCACUGUCCCUCACGCGCAUUGUCUUGCGCGUAGCGUCACCAUUGUCCCUCCUCACCUGACUGAACAUCACUCCCAUUCCCAAUCUGCAGCACCAUUUGGAUUUGGUGCAUUUCUAAGCUAACCUAACCUAACCAAAACACCAAGGAAAGAAACACUUUCCCUUUCCUUUCUCCUUAACAAUUCCAAACGACACGUCGCCGUUUCAGGUGCUUUGCAGCAAUGAGGUUAUCUCUCGCACUCUUCAUCAUUGUUUCUCUUCUCCUCUGCUUCGCCUCCACCGAAUCUGUCACUGAGUCCAACUCCGAGAUCAAUGCCACCGCUGCUGAGUAUAAUAAUGUGUCCAGCGCGAGAUCCAAGGAGGACAGUUUCGCUGACAUGCUUGAUCGUGCUCUCGAAAAGGAGUUCAAUGAGAGUGACCAAAACGAAGCUACUGAUCCUGGCAGCUUCAACAACAGUGUUGCUGGAGAACAGGCUGUUUUGGAAACUGUUGCCAGAGUUAAGAAGAAAAAUGAGACCAAGGAGGAGAAGUCAUUUCAGUUUCAUGAUGUUUUUAAUUUGGAUAAUGAAAAUGGACAAGAAGAUACUCCAACAUUGAUUGAUCGGAAGGACAAUGUGUUUAUCAUAUCAAAUGCAAAGUCGAAAUAUCCAGUGCUACAACUAGACUUGAGAUUGAUAUCAGAUCUGGUGGUUGUUAUUGUCUCUGCAACUUGUGGUGGCAUUGCCUUUGCUUGUGCUGGACAACCGGUUAUUACAGGAUAUCUGCUGGCAGGAUCUGUUAUUGGGCCUGGGGGCUUCAGCUUUGUCAGUGAAAUGGUUCAAGUUGAAACAGUGGCCCAAUUUGGUGUCAUUUUCCUUCUUUUUGCAUUGGGCCUGGAAUUCUCCACAUCAAAGCUUCGAGUUGUUCGUGCAGUUGCCGUUUUAGGAGGUCUUCUCCAGAUUUUUCUAUUUAUGUGCUUGUGUGGAAUAAUAGCUUCGUUGUGUGGUGGUAAGCCUUCAGAAGGGGUAUUUGUUGGUGUCUUGCUGUCUAUGUCUUCAACUGCAGUGGUUUUAAAGUUUUUGAUGGAAAGGAAUAGUAUAAGUGCCUUACAUGGUCAAGUCACAAUUGGUAUUCUUAUUUUGCAGGAUUGUGCUGUGGGUUUGCUUUUUGCUCUGCUUCCAGUUCUUGGUGGAACGUCUGGUGUUCUUCAAGGAGUAAUAUCCAUGACUAAAUCAUUGGUGAUGUUGAUUUCAUUUCUGGCCAUUUUGACGAUAUUAUCUCGUACAUGUGUACCAUGGUUUCUGAAGCUAAUGAUAAGUUUAUCUUCGCAGACUAAUGAGCUCUAUCAACUGGCAUCUGUGGCAUUCUGCUUACUUGUUGCUUGGUGUAGUGAUAAGCUGGGUUUAAGCCUUGAACUGGGUUCCUUUGCUGCUGGAGUGAUGAUAUCUACAACUGAUCUUGCUCAACACACGCUUGAACAA